AUGAAGUUCUCUGCUACCCUCGUGGCCUUGGCCGCAGCCUCGGCCGAAGCCCAUUACACCUUUGGCCGGCUCGUGUACGGCGGCACGACGUACCCCGAGUGGCAGAGCGUGCGCAAGACGCUCAACUUCUACACCAACGGGCCGACGGACGGCGUCUCGUCGACGCAGAUCCGCUGCUACGAGGCGGACGCCAAGGACAGGGGCGCGGUGGCGACGGUGCCCGUGACGGCGGGCUCGACGAUCGGGUUCGCGGCCAACGGGGUCGUGGGACACCCGGGGCCGGCGAGCCUGUGGAUGGCCAAGGUGCCGGCGGGGAAGACGGCGGCGACGUGGGACGGCAGUGGGGCUGUGUGGUUCAAGAUUCACCACGAGCGGCCAACGGUCACGAGCAGCGGGCUGGAGUGGGCCUCAUUCAACAGCCAAGUGCUCUCGGCCAAGAUCCCGUCUUGCAUCGCGUCGGGCGAAUACCUCGUCCGGGUCGAGCACAUCGGGCUGCACGGGGCGGCGACGGAGGGCGGGGCGCAGUUCUACGUGGCGUGCGCGCAGGUGUCGGUGUCGGGCGGCGGGAGCACCAUCCCGACAGGCCUCGUGUCGUUCCCCGGUGCGUACAAGUCGACGGACCCGGGGAUCCUGUUCCAGCUGUACUGGCCGACGCCGACGAGCUACACGAACCCGGGACCGGCCCCGUUCACCUGCUGA
Molecule: messenger RNA, 699 nt
Organism: Colletotrichum higginsianum IMI 349063
Lineage: Eukaryota; Fungi; Ascomycota; Sordariomycetes; Glomerellales; Glomerellaceae
Product: Glycosyl hydrolase family 61
Exons: 3
Coding region: 1-699 (232 amino acids)
Source: RefSeq, a predicted model, not a curated record